AUGUCAACACCUACCACGGCCACGGCCACGCUUCCACAUUACCACCCUCACCAUUAUCCGCAAUCAUACGGCCACACGCAUUCGCAUCAUCAGCCGUAUCAGCCAAACCCCAGCGCUAACUAUCGUUCGGCUGCUUCGAAUCAGAAUAUUCUACCUCCUCCGGUUUCUUCAGCUGUCUCGCCUUCUCACAGUGCCAUUCUGCCUCCUCCGUACCAACUCUCACCUUUGGCAUACUCUUCCACGGCAUCGAAUGGCAUAGGCCUGACGCACUCGUCAACCUCUCGCUCUGCACAUCACGCCCAGGAACCUAGCCCGCGACACGACGCGGGUUAUUCAACUGCAACCAUGCCUGAGACUGCUCCUGCUUCUCACGCAGAGCCCUCGAGAAAGCGUCGCCGCUCCCGCGAACCCGAUUGGAAUACUUUUUACAAAAAUGGGCUUCCUAAGGAAAUCAUAGUCAUUGAUGAUACGCCUGAGCCUGAAGCGAAUACUAGUCGAAAAAUUACAAACAGCACUGUUAUCGCGCCCAACGACACCACGAACCGCCAGGCGGCCAAGAAGAGGAGACGAGACGAAGAGACCGGCACUGUACAGGGCUCGGGCUACCACAUCAAAUACCUCGAAUCAAAAAACAACACCCCGGCGCAGAUUACAACACCUGCUGGCUCGUCCAAUUCGAGCAGUGACCGCACCAAUUCUGGUGUCAAUACCACUGCCCCAACUUCACUCUCCUCCAAUGGUCAAUAUGAGGAGGCUGCGGUUCCCCUUAAGCGAAAGCGCACCCGCCAGCAGGUGGCUAACGAGGCCAAGCGUCGCGACGUCGAUGGCCUCGGAGAUAUCUUCACAUACAAGCCUCCACCCUACCCUCCCAAGAAGGCUGGAGAGGUCAAUGUUCAGGUUAUCCAUGACCGACAUUACAACAAGAACGUCAAGGUUGAUGACGACGAUGGUCAUUACAUUGUUAUCCCUGAAGCUGAACUCACGGACAAAUACCAAAUCGUCCGUCUUCUGGGCCAAGGAACCUUUGGCAAAGUUGUUGAAGCCCGCGACCGCAAACGUAACAAGGCCGUGGCUGUCAAAAUCAUUCGAUCAGUCCAGAAAUACAGAGAUGCCUCGAGAAUUGAACUUCGCGUUCUUGAGACCCUCAAACGAAAUGACGAGGAGAACCGUAACCGAUGCAUUCAUCUGCGAGACUGUUUUGAUUACCGCGGCCACAUCUGUAUCGUUAUGGACUUGCUGGACCAAAGUGUUUUUGACUUUCUCAAGGGUAAUGGUUUUGUUCCAUUCCCCAACAGUCAGAUUCAGAGUUUCGCGCGACAACUCUUUACCAGCGUUGCCUUUUUGCACGAUCUCAAUCUAAUCCACACAGAUCUGAAGCCUGAGAACAUCUUGCUCUGCGACCACGCCUAUCAAACGUUUACCUACAAUCGCAAGAUCCCUUCUUCUUCUACCACUGUUAACCGCCAGGCCACGCAACGCCGUGUGCUACUCGAUACUGAGAUCCGGUUAAUCGAUUUUGGCUCUGCCACCUUCCAAGACGAGUACCACUCCUCAGUGGUCUCUACACGCCACUACCGAGCCCCAGAGAUUAUCCUGGGUCUGGGAUGGUCAUUCCCCUGCGAUAUCUGGAGCAUAGGAUGCAUCCUGGUUGAGUUCUUUACGGGCGAUGCUCUGUUCCAGACACAUGACAAUCUUGAACACUUGGCAAUGAUGGAGGCGGUAGUUGGAUCACGGAUCGACACCCAUCUUGUCCAAGCUGUAAACAAGAUGUCGACUCGAAGUGGCGGCAAUUCUGCUGCCAAAUACUUCAAACGCCUCAAGCUGGAUUAUCCUGCAAACGAAACAACCCGUGGCUCCCGUCGGUUUGUCAAGGCCAUGAAGCACCUUGAUCACAUCAUUCCUGGAAAUAACACUUUCCUCAAGAACUUUGUUGAUCUGCUUAAGAGAAUCUUUGUGUAUGACCCUGCUCACCGCAUCACCGCGAAGCAGGCUUUGCAACAUCCUUGGCUCAAAGAGAUGGCCCAGCCCGAUGAUGGCACUGAGGCUGCUAAGAUCCGCCAGGAGAGGAUACGGCUGGAGCAACGGAAUUCAUAUGUCCGAAGUUGA
Fusarium venenatum is the source of this 2106-nucleotide messenger RNA. RefSeq names its product kinase-like domain-containing protein. Gene Ontology annotation, biological process: protein phosphorylation; regulation of RNA splicing. Gene Ontology annotation, molecular function: protein serine/threonine kinase activity; ATP binding. The record is from RefSeq and is a predicted model, not a curated record. Gene Ontology annotation, cellular component: nucleus. Lineage: Eukaryota; Fungi; Ascomycota; Sordariomycetes; Hypocreales; Nectriaceae.